AUGAGCGAACUGUUCAAUUCCGAAACGAAUCUUCGGAGGAAAGGGCCUUACCCAACAGCAAGCCUUCAGCACGAGUGUAGUGCCCCUUUCGCACAUUCUCCCUUUCUAGCUAAUGUCGCCGUUGCUUCUUCCAGGACUGCAUCGCACCUUUUCCAGUCUCGCAUCGCAGUCCAGGCUAGUGAUCGUCAUUGCACAACUGUACAUCCUUCGCUCCUUCAAAGCUUCGGCAAGCGUAGUAUGCGAGAUACGGACGGCAAUGUUGGCGUUGGAGCCAGGUGGGACCUGGUCGGUGUGACAGAAGUCCCAGAGGAGGAGCUCGAGAGCGGCAUCUGGGCCCGAGCUGUCGAGAAAGGGCUGACGGUCGACAACCGUAAUGCGCUCCAGUUCAUGGGGAUGUCACAAGAACAAGAAGCCGGGCGUCCGGUUCCUGAGCUCUUUGUUGGCAGCAAGCACAUGCUCCACGGCGCAGUGCUGCGACGCAGACAACAACUCGGAAAACGCAGCACUGUCCAGCCUGCCGUGCCGAAUUGCGUCAACCCGUUGGAGCACGCCGUGUAUUGUAGGAUCGAUCAAGGGCGCUUUGGCGGAGAGGGGCGCGUUGAGGAAGAGGAGUCAUCGAGCGGGGCUGCGAGCUCGUGGGGCUGUCGCUGCUGCUGGAGGGCGAGUUCUGGGUGUAUCGCGACCGUACAGUUGCUGGUCGGCGGGCGGGUUGUAGUGGUGGGCAUUGUGAUGGGUGACGAGGCUGGGCAGGGCUUCCUAAAAUUUUCGAUACAGAGCGGUCCACGCGCGCAGCUCUUGCGAGUCCACGUGGCGCCACAGUCGCGAGACGAAUUCGAUGCUUGGAGCAGAGCCUUGUGUUGGCGCGGGCAAGCAAGCCAGCGCUAUGGAGGUAUCAGCGGAGCUUCAGCUCAACUACCACCUAACCCUCUACAGCCUGUAUCUAUAUCCGCGCUCUCAGCGACUAGUGCCGAGCUCGCCGCGCAAUCGACGGCUGAGUCUCAGGUGUGCGAAAACCCCACCUUCGCGCUCCGGCUGUCCUGCUCCAAUAUCCUCCGCCUCCAAUCGAAUAUUAUCGAUCUCGUCUCAGACAUCAGCGAGUUGCAGCUGACAAAACGCGCGGCGGGCCGUGUGGGAGCUUGGGGCUGUGAGGAGCGCCCGAAUGAAUGCAUUCGCAGAUAA
Trematosphaeria pertusa is the source of this 1179-nucleotide messenger RNA. RefSeq lists its product as uncharacterized. Lineage: Eukaryota; Fungi; Ascomycota; Dothideomycetes; Pleosporales; Trematosphaeriaceae. The record is from RefSeq and is a predicted model, not a curated record. Bases 1 to 1179 code for a protein of 392 amino acids. The transcript has 4 exons.